Molecule: messenger RNA, 2177 nt
Organism: Sclerotinia trifoliorum
Lineage: Eukaryota; Fungi; Ascomycota; Leotiomycetes; Helotiales; Sclerotiniaceae
Source: the annotation of a GenBank genome assembly
AUGAAGCCCUCCACUUCAAAGAGUCGCAAGGGAAACAAGCAAUUUGUCAGAGUGCAUUCGAACGGUACCAUCACAUAUAAACAGAACACUCCAGUCCAAAGGAAACGAGCAUUUCCAAUCCAGAAUAAAGCUAAAUGUGGCAUUCCCUCCCGCAACUCGAGAGCACAUUUACUCAACAUGCCAUCAGAGAUCCGUGACGAAAUCCUUUCGUACCUCCUUACCAACCCUAUCCUGGGACAAGGCAUCUCAGUGACUAUGGAAGCAGGACCUCUGAGAAAAGGUAACAGAGAGGUCACGUCGCCCAAAUACGACCUCCAUCCAGCCGUCCUCCGUGUAUGUAAGCAAAUGUAUCAAGAAGGCUUAUUAUACAUGUUAUAUGAGUGCAACACAUUCAUCAUGGAUUGCACAAACUGGAUGUAUCAGGACGAUACACACGUGCCUGUUGAUGGAAUGUACUCCUAUGCUCCACGAUGGGCAAAUACGUACUAUCCCAUCACAACUGCUCUAAAUGUGACCCCAUUGAAUCGGUACUUGGAACACCUGAAUGUCAGUCCAACUAAUCCGGUCUGGGUGUAUGAAGGAAACCAAUAUUUUAACGAGCAGCCAACAUUAAGAAAUCUUGUGGGUUCACAAGCCAGCUAUGCCAAAAAGUGGAAAGUCAUUGUGCGUGGGGAUAGCGGGACUUACAGUCGUCGGUUUGGUCGAUUUGCUUUACAGCAGUUCUGUCACGCAGUAUGUCAGUGUCCAGGACUCUCCCUUACCUUUGUUGUUUGUACAGAUAAGACAUCGAAAAAGACGAAAAAGACACUUUAUCUCGACUUCGACAGCGAAUUGAGCUUUGAGGAAAUAUUUUCUCCGCUGCAAAUAUUCAGGAACGUGAAGCAUGUUGAGUUUAGCGAAGCACAUGCCGACGUUGAUCAGGAAGUUCGUGGAGAAGAUUUUCCUGAGGCACUCCCAGUGUACUUUCACGAAAUUUUCCAAGUGGCAGACGCAGCUGCUAGCAAUCUCACGUCAGGAAAGCUUGUGGAAAAAUACACCAAGUUAAUAAAAGGAUCAUCACCAUUGAUCAACCCACUAGAUCUCAUGUGUGAUGAUCUCGUGACAUACGCCAAGACUUUUCAACGUGUUCCGGAAUUUAAAAAGAACAUGGACCUGGGUACGGUUUUCGAUGAAGUUCUAUUCCAAGAAGACGACACGAAUACAUAUAAGCGGCCAUAUGAUUCGGCCGAAUGUCUCCUUAGACAGGCACAAGCAGCGGCAUUGGUUAACGACAGCGAGAAAUUCAAGGGUUUUCGGAAGGAGUUGUUACUUGAAAUAAAAGGAGAACGGUACAAAAUCAUCAAGAAUGGCCGUGCAAGAUUUUACAAGUUUAUCGAGCAGAACAGGAUCUUUCGAGGAAUGCUAUGCUCGGGAGAAUUUCAUAAUGAUGUGUACAGGUGUCAGGAAUAUACACUGGACCUGAGCGAAGACACAGCCUUGAGACGUAAUUGGAGAAUCAGCAUCACGGAAGCCCUCAUCGUGCUGGAAGAUUAUGCUUCCUCCUUCUUGAGAGAUACGUCGAACAUGAAUUCCAAGCUGCGCGCUGGACACCGUCUUUAUGACCCCACCCACCUCUACCAUGCAUUGCCAAGAGAACAACUGAUGCGACGAAUCCAAGACGCAUAUGUUUCCUGGGAUUUCAGCUCCUUUCUACAAUACUACAAAGAGGUUGUUCAUGACAUGGAUGCACAGUACAUCGAGAUACUGGAGGCGAGAAAGAACCUCUUUCGAUGGGAUACAGGACCUACUUUGAGAGGAAUGGAAAUCGUUUCUGGGGAUGAGAACAACUUUGCAAGCCGUGAAAUUGAGCCUAUUGAAUGGACCAUGCUUAAUUUCAAUCAAAAUCAUGAGCUGGAAAAGCGGGCACCGGCAGCCACUAAGCGACAAAAACGUCGAAGUUCACGGCAGUGGUGAAGAAAUGAUCAUGCGGGGAAUCUAAGGUCGAUAAACGGCUUCAUGUAGAGGACGGGGGCUCUUGCGUGGAGAACGGAGAUUGAUGAUCUCAGGGUGAGGACUUUUUGCUGGAAAUACGAAACUUGAGUGUAUCUAAUGCUACUUCCAUAGUGAAACAAAUUCGAUAGAUUCGGUGACUAUUAUGAAGUGAAGAGUGUGUGAAGUGAAAUGAAGUGAAUAGUGAC